AUGUCUUCGCCUCAUAUGAUGUCGGCCUAUUUGACUGCCAAGAGAGCAGACACAGAAUUUGCAACUCAGACAGCAAGUUUGGUUCCAGCAGACAUGGGAUAUGUGCUAUUUUCAGCAUUUGCCGUGUUUUUGAUUACCCCCGGAAUUGCCCUAUUCUAUGGUGGUGUAUUGAAGAGAAAGAAUAUGGUACAAUUGAUGUUCCAAUCUUAUAUGACAACUUGUGUAAUCGGAAUGAUCUGGUUCCUAAUCGGGUACUCGCUUGCAGGAUCUCCAACUUCAACUUCAAAAUUAAUUGGCAACUUGAAAAUGGCUGCGUUGCACGACACAGAAGCCUAUCCUGUCGUAGCAGGUGGUACUAUUCCUUCAAUUGUCAACUAUUGUUUUAACGUCUUUUUUCCAAUUGCUACAGUACAAAUCUUCAUCGGAGCCAUUGGUGAAAGAGGUAAACUUGUACCCUCUUUAGUUAUUGGUUCUAUCUGGGUUAUAGUUGUCUACUGUCCAUUAGCGUAUUGGGUUUGGGGUGCAAAUGGUUGGUUGUUAAACUUAGGUGCCUUGGAUUUUGCUGGAGGUGGUCCAGUUCAUAUUGCAUCUGGUGUAGCAUCGUUUGCUUACUCAUGGUACAUUGGCCCAAGAGGUCAACCUGGUAAAAGAACAGGAUCUAUUCCUCAAUAUAGAGGUCAUAGUCAGGUUUCUAUGUUCAUUGGUGUCACUUUGAUUUGGGCUGCUUGGUUAUGUUUUAACUCCGGUACAAUGUUGUCAGUUAACAUUAGAACCGGCUAUAUCUUUGCUAAUACCAUUCUUGCAUCUUGUUUUGCAUCAUUUUUCUAUGUGGUUACGGAUAAAUUAUUAACCGGUAAGUUUUCCGUUGAAGCUGCUUGUGAGGGAGUAAUUGUAGGUUUAGUUAACAUCACACCAUCUUGUGGAUUUUAUUGGCCAUGGGCAGCUGCAUUCACAUCUGCAUUGAACGCCAUUAUCUGUCGUUUAUUGGAUCCCAUCAACAAAUGGACUGGAGUCGACGAUUACUCUAAAUCCGGGGUAGUCCAUGGGAUCGGGGGAAUUCUCGGUGGAAUUUUCACCGGAAUUUUUGCUAAUAAGACCGUCGCUGGUUACGAUGGUGUAACGGAGAUUCUUGGUGGUUGGGUAGAUCAUCAUUACAAACAAUUAGGUUAUGAAUUGGCUGCAAUUGCUGCUAUAGUUUCAUGGACUACAGUGUUCUCCUUGAUAAUUUACUUUAUUGUUGAUCACAUUCCGGGAAUGAAAUUGAGAGCUACUCCCGAAGAAGAAGAAUUGGGUAUGGAUUUGGCUGAGAUGGCUGAAACUCUUGAUGAGUUCGGCAAUGACUAUGAGGAAUUCUUCAAGAUGUACCUUAAGUAUAAGCAGCAAUCAAGUUCUGAAUCUUCUGUCAUUGAAGUUCUCAAUGGAAUUGAAGUGGUGCAACAAGGUGGUAGAAGUGUGGAGAAGAUGGACGUUUAA
Molecule: messenger RNA, 1473 nt
Organism: Lizanozyma spartinae
Lineage: Eukaryota; Fungi; Ascomycota; Pichiomycetes; Serinales; Debaryomycetaceae
Exons: 1
Coding region: 1-1473 (490 amino acids)
Biological process (GO): ammonium transmembrane transport
Cellular component (GO): plasma membrane
Molecular function (GO): ammonium channel activity
Source: RefSeq, a predicted model, not a curated record